AUGGCCUGCCACACAAACAUACCAUCUGCGAUGUGAAAUACCUUAGCAUCGUCAAACCCAGUCAAACCUCUUUGCGUCCCACCCUCGGUGGUGCCACCUUCUCGUGUGAGCGUGGGGAUAGCCGCGAACUGCUGGUCACUACGAAAUAUUUUUCCUGAAUUACGCCAGGAAAUAAGUCUCAGUGUGCACGAGUGCAGCUUCCUAGAAUCUGUUGCAAUGUCCUCAGUAGCAUCUUAAUCCGUCACAUGUGGAUAGCUCCGCGCGCGAAAAUGCAUCCGGUGGCUGCAGCAUGAAUGCUCAGCAGCAGAUACUGAUGGCCGUCCAAAACGACACAGGACACUGUAAGGCCAGACCCACACAGAACCAUGCAGUCAAAGGACAGCCAUAUGCAGCUCACUUGGUGUCACCACAACAGUUGGUGCUCCCGCUCAAUAACUCACAACAACAGCAGACCAAUGGUAUGAUGGCAACGCAACAGCAAGUCUUUGUACAACAACUGCAGCACCAACAUGCACUACAGGCACAUGGCCAUUAUCUGCUGCCUUCCACCGCAAACACAGCAGCAGCAGCCCCUGCCGCAGUACAGAGUCCUGUAGUGCAAGUGGUGGCAGCCAACGGUGCCAUCUUGACAACUACUUUGUCACAGUUGCCAGCCCUAUCUCAGCAGUUGGCGCUGGCUUCUGCCCUGGCUCCUGCACUCGCUCCCACUAUGACAUCCACAAUUGUGCCAUCACAUCAACAGCAACUACAGGUGCAACAGCAGCAGGCAGCAGUCCAACAGCAGCACCAGACACAACAUCAACAGAUACAACAGCAGCAACUUGAGCAAUUCCAGCAGCAUCACAUGCAACAGCAACAGGUGCAAACACAGCAGCAGCUUCUACAGCAGCAAGCUCAAGUGAACACAUUACAGCAAGCACCAAUGCAGCCGUUAUUUGCGAGCAACUAUGCCGCUGCGCUUGCGGGACAGAUGACGAUGCCGCAACUCUACGCCAACAUCCAUGGACAGCUGGUUGCCAUUUCUCCUCAGAUAAUAGCGCAACCCCUGUUGCAAACGGCAGCCACUUCCAACUUGCUGCAGAUGAUUCCACAACUCAGUGGGGCAAUGCAGCAGCAAUCCACUCUUCAAUCGGAAGCAGGGAUGAGGCCUCACCAACACCUGCCCGACCAAGCAUCAACUGCUCCCUCUAUGGUGCACCAAGAUGGGCAAGAUGAAGAUGAUGAAGAAGAAGAAGACGAUGAUGAUAGACACCAAGAGACAGAAGAUAACCGUCAAUCACUUGACCGCAGUCAAGACUCGCACGAUGCCAUUACUACAAAGGAGGAAGAGCAGGAGGAGCUGUCAUCAGACCAAGCUAAUUGCUGCAGCCCUCAACUGCAUGAACCAAGCAGCAACAAUGAUGAGCUGGUCAUAACAAACACAGAUAUUAUAGACGCUGCUCAGCAGUCGCUUCUCAGCAGAGGUUGUAACGAGACUGUGUCCAUGUUGACACAGACAGAAGUACAGAAAGUGCUUCCUCUGGAAGCUCCCGUGAUGCCGGUUCCUCAGGGUUCCUGUUCCAAGGAGCACAUCCUGCCCUUAGUAUCGGCAACAGACGUUGGCUGUAGCAAACUUGUGCCUGCAGAGUCUAGCUCACAGUUUAGCAACCCACCCUCUCCUGCGACAACAAUCAGUCACACAGACGCCAACACCGUAGAUGGCAUCAAUUUGGAGGAAAUAAAAAAUUUUGCCAAGGCAUUCAAACUGCGUCGUCUCUCCCUGGGACUGACACAGACUCAGGUGGGGCAAGCACUCAGUUCCAGUGAAGGUCCCUCUUACAGCCAAAGUGCCAUCUGCAGGUUUGAGAAAUUGGACAUCACACCCAAGAGCGCCCAGAAAAUCAAACCCGUACUUGAGAGGUGGAUGCAGGAAGCGGAAGAACGCUACAAUGGUAGCCACGACCUCAGCUUCCUGACGGGGAGUGCGGAGCCGGCGAGGAAGCGAAAGCAUCGAACUUCCUUCACGCCUGCUGCUCUCCAAGUGCUUAACAAGUUCUUUGAGACAAGCACACAUCCAUCUGGGCCCGAGAUGACCAGCCUGGCGGAGAAGCUCAACUAUGACAGAGAGGUUGUUCGUGUCUGGUUCUGCAACAAGCGGCAGGCGCUCAAGAACACAAUUAAAAAGCUCAAGACGAGCGAAGACGUCACGUGACAGUCCUCAUCGUAGUACUCUCCCACACCCAAAGUGUAUUAACUUGCAUGGUCUGACUCAUGGCAUACCAUGUAUCUCUUCCACCACACUUUAAAGCCAUCAGGAGGGACAAUGUGUAGACAGUUGCAAAACCCCACAAAAAUGUUUUUCUCUUUAUCGUGAACGAUUUACGAGAUGUACCUACAGUCAUAGAAUAUGUUCCAGUUAUCGAUUCCAGAGUGUCUGCAUCAUAGCACGAUGUAACACAUUACGGGGAAUGCACUCUUGUGUAGCGUCGUCUUUGACUGAAAACAAACAAGAACUACGUGAAUGCUACUGUUGUCCCUCUGAUAAAGCACAUAAUCUGCGAAUGAUUUCGUCACCCAUCAAUUCGAUACAGUUCAUUUGUGUUGAAGGUCAUGUAGGGAGAGAGUGUGGCUCGUCAGUGGUGCCCUUUUCUGCUACUUCAAUAAAUUAAAUAGGACAAAAUAAAACAGCCUAACGCAAGCUAUUUGCUAUAGUAGUGUCCUCAAAAGCAUUCCAUAGAUUCCCUAGUGUAUCAAGUGUAGCAGAAGGCGAGACCAGUACGUAGCUCCCAGAUUUUUUGUAAUCCCCACGACCCAUCAUACAUUUUGUUGAUGCUCUUUCUGAUACCAAAGGCAACGUUUGAUGAUGCUACUGACCUCUCUGAGGCAGGGACUCAUUACCAAUGCGCCGCAUGUCCUCACCACUCGACACAGCGAGUGACAUAUUUAUUAUCUAUAUUCAGAAAUAAGCCACUGGGACACUGUAAUUGACUGUGCCAUAUGACCUCGGCCACCGACAAAGUAGUCUGAAAUAGUAGACGCAGUAUCUCUAGAUUCUGGUACAUAGUAGUCGGAGCAAAAAUGCGCACACAAAAUCAAGCUCUUAACGAACUGUCCAAAAAAUCAGUCGUCGACUGUAUGUGCCAGAGGAUGGCUCUCAGCUUUGCCCUUUUCUACCAUUUUGGGAACAUCUUCUGGUCACUUACAAUCCACGGCUGGUUGUGCUCAACCAGAAAACCACUGAAAAGGCACAUACGAGUAACGCAUGCAGGUAUUUUUUUCUGUUGGGAGAGCGCCAUCGGAGAAGACGAAACAUCGUACGAGGCUCAACUGAAGAUAGGACGAUAGAGAGUCUUUUCGCGUUACGUGCUGUCUAUUUCCUCAGGAAUGCGUUUGUGCAGGUUUGAAAGGAAAAUGGGAGAUUGGAGGGUGCGUCCAUACAAUCGGGAGACUGAACGAAAUUCGAGAGCCUCCGGGAUAAUCCGGGAGGGUUGGCUGGUAUGCCAUUGGUAUGUGUUCUACUCCAUCAGUAUUAUGGUCGAUGCAGGCUGCUUAAAGUAUUACCUCAUUUGAAAGAACAGCUAUUUAAUUUUUAGUGCCCCACACUCUCAAUUUCAUUUCAAUGCUCCAUUUGUACGAAACCAACAUGGCGCACAUUACUACAUCUCGGACGUAGAUGCAUUUGACCCAACACAUUGCAAAUUGUGGAACAGUGAUAAUGAAAUUAACAAAGUGGCAUCAAUCACUUGUGAGACGAAACAUUUUGCUCAUGCUCAAGCAGUGUGUACACUGCAUGUAAUUAACAUUACCCACUGUACACUAUGUAAAUAAAGCAUAAUCAUUUUUUACACGCA
Messenger RNA from Ornithodoros turicata, 3830 nucleotides. RefSeq names its product POU domain, class 6, transcription factor 2-like. Lineage: Eukaryota; Metazoa; Arthropoda; Arachnida; Ixodida; Argasidae. Bases 290 to 2191 code for a protein of 633 amino acids. Gene Ontology annotation, biological process: regulation of transcription by RNA polymerase II. The transcript is spliced from 13 exons. Gene Ontology annotation, molecular function: RNA polymerase II cis-regulatory region sequence-specific DNA binding; DNA-binding transcription factor activity, RNA polymerase II-specific. The record is from RefSeq and is a predicted model, not a curated record.